Messenger RNA from Coffea eugenioides, 3231 nucleotides. RefSeq lists its product as uncharacterized. The transcript has 9 exons. The record is from RefSeq and is a predicted model, not a curated record. Bases 1 to 3231 code for a protein of 1076 amino acids. NCBI's taxonomy places the organism in Eukaryota, Viridiplantae, Streptophyta, Magnoliopsida, Gentianales, Rubiaceae.
AUGGCGGUUGCUGCUGGUUUGAUUGAUGCGAACUUAUUGCUUGCCUCUGUCCUUUGUUGGGAAGAAGUUUUAGCUCUGGUUUGGAGAGCUACCAGAAACGGACGUUUUCUCUUUCCUCUGAUUGAAAGGACUGAGAAGCUUUGUUUCUCCGAUGUACGCAGAGCCUCCUGUGUUUCUGAGACCGCCUCCUCCAGCUACCGCCAUUAUGCUCCACGCUCAGUAUUCCAUUUCUCUCCUGUCAGUGGUGCUUACAAUCAUAUUUAUUUUUUUGUUUUAGCUUCUGCUCUGCGCUUCUUAGCUCGUGCGGAAGGCGGUUCUGCCCUUUUUCCUCCUGCUCUAUUGUUGGCUGCCAAAGGAUUGUUCUGCCUAUCUAAGGUUAAGCUUUUGCCUCCUUUGCCCUUAUUCCGUCGGCACUAUGAUAAUGCAUUAGAGAUGUACGUUAGUCUUUCUUUUUCCCCUGCUAAGCUGUGUAGUCAUCAGAUGGAUAGAAAUGCUAUGCGCCGCAAAAAAUAUGCGGAGAUGCCGCCUCUGAAGAAAGCGGCGCUUCUGCGCUCUCGAAGAGAAGCAAAAGCAGCAAGGAAAGCUGGAAAUGCUUUACCUGCGCGCGUUCGCAAGGUUCCAUUAGCCUAUGUCGAAACUGGUGUAUCUUUCCCAGAUACCUAUCGUAUGCCAUGUCGUUCUGAAGAUCCAACCUCUGUGCAUUCUCAGCCGUCGGGAAGCACAGAUGUUGUCUUCCGCGCUGAAAAUGCAUUUGCGAUGGUAGAAGGGUUAGAAUUCAUGUCUGAACAGCUACCUGGUUCCUUUAACAGUUGUUCUUCUUCCUCGUUUGCUGGAAAAAUGCCUGUGCAAGUUACACCUCUUCCUCAAGAGCUUCCAUCCUGUAAUGCCCUUGUCCCAGUAAAAUAUCAGGGGUCGUCUUCUGGUGCAGAACCAGAAAAGAUCCCCGUUCAUUCUACUGAUUUCCAGCUCAACGUGUUUCCUGUUCACAGAAAGGAUGCGCCCAGGUUCAAACCAACAUCUGGUUGUUCGGGUAUAGGGAGCAGAGAAGUUAAUCGUUCUGCUACUCCAUCUUUUUCUCGGCCCCCUAACAAAAAACGCAGCGCUCCUGGCACUGUUACCAGCCACGCAUCAGCGACAAAACGAACAGCUUCGAGUUCAAAUCUAUCUCGACUUGCCAAUAUUUCUGAUGCGUCUCUGAUUCUGCCUGAUGCUCCUGAUUGUCAACAUUGUGGAGCAAAAAGGUUCCAUUUGGAACCUCCUACCUUUUGCUGCUCGGGAGGAGAAAUCUCUAUCGUCGCUCCUCCGAUGCCUUAUGAUUUAAAACGCUUGUUCAUUGGCAACGAUGAAGAGAGUGCCCACUUCAGAAAUAAUGUUCGUACUUAUAACAACAACCUUGGCUUUACAUCAUUUGCUGCGAAGUAUGACGCUGAUUUAACAAAGAACACGAAAGGUGUCUAUACCUUCCGUGUCCAAGGCCAAGUCUACCACUUUCUUGAUGGCCUUAUUCACUUGGGCGAGAAACCUUCUGGCAUCCAGUUAUACUUCUUUGACACCGAUGAGGAAUUAGCAAAGAGGCUUAGUAACUCUGAUAAGCUGCGAGAAAACACUUUAAAAUUGCUUAUGCGAGUUCUUUCUGAUAAUCCUUAUGCCCGCUUCUUUAGGAGCCUUAGGGAUGUUCCAAACAUUGACAACCUAAACAUUGUCCUUAAUUGUUAUCCUUCACUUGACCAGCGACUCUAUAAUCUUCCCACUGCCUCGCAAGUUGCAGCUAUAUGGACUGAGAGUGAAGAUCAGUCGUCCGAUAGGCGCGCUCAUAUUCAGGUUUAUUCUCGCUCAGCUGGUAGCCAUAGGAUUCAGUAUUACUACGGCUGUUAUGACCCUUUGCAAUACCCUCUCCUUUUCCCUCGUGGUGAGUGUGGCUGGCACCAUGGAAUUAAGCGCCUUCACAAAAGGAAGAGAGGAGGGGACACUUGUGAGACUGAUCUCAACAUCGAUCCAACUUCAGUUAACUCCUCGUCAGAGUUAAUUGCUUUGGAGCAGAGAGCUGCUGACCGAGGCAAAUCAGAGGAUGAUACUGUUUCGGUUAGGGAGUACUACUGUUAUAGAUUUCAGAUACGGGACAACGAUGAAUCGAUGUUGUUGCACACUCUUAGAUUGCUGCAGCAGUUUUCGGUUGAUGGUUAUGUCAAGAUAGAAACAUCUAGGCUUGAUUUUCAUAGACAUCGCCAAAACAAAAUACGCUCUGAAGCUCUGCAAGGAGUUCUUGACAGUGUUUCUAUUGGCCAAACUGCUGCUUCUAAGGUUGGUCGUAAGGUCUUCUUACCAGCUUCCUUUAUAGGUGGCCCGAGGGACAUGCGCCGUCGCUACCUUGAUGCAAUGGCUUUGGUCCAAAAGUUCAGGAAAUCGGAUAUCUUCCUAACUAUGACAUGCAAUCCAGCAUGGAAAGAGAUUCAAGAAAACUUGAAAUACCAUGAAAAACCUCAGGAUCGGCCAGACCUUCUAGCUAGAGUUUUCAGAGCCAAGUUUGAACUUCUUAAAGCAGAAAUUCUGAAUAAACAAAUCUUUGGCGACGUUACAGCGUGCGUUUAUGUGAUCGAGUUUCAGAAGCGAGGCUUUCCUCAUGCCCAUCUAUUAUUGAUCUUAAAACCUGGUCACAAGCUACUUAAUCCAAAGUCAUACGACAAAGUAGUUUGUGCUGAGCUGCCCGACAGAGAUCGAUAUCCUCACUUAUAUUCUCUUGUUGUCAAGCAUAUGAUCCAUGGUCCUUGCGGAGCCAUGGAUAAAUCUUGUCCUUGCAUGAGAGAUGGAUUCUGUAAAAAUCACUAUCCAAAAAAUUUUUGUGCUCAAACGACUCAUGGUGAGGAUACUUAUCCAAAUUAUAGGCGAAGAGAUGAUGGCAGGAGAGUCAAGGUCCGCAGAUUUACUCUUGAUAAUAGAUGGGUUGUGCCUUACAACCCAUACCUGCUUGCCUUAUUUGAUUGCCACAUCAAUGUGGAAAUUUGUUCAACUCUUAAACUCGUGAAAUACUUGUAUAAAUAUGUUUUCAAAGGACAUGAUCUGGUGAGCUUUAAGGUUAUUUCCUGUGAAUCAGACAAUGAUGUUGAUGAAAUAAAGGACUUUCAGAAAGGUAGAUGGGUUUCGCCUCCGGAAGCUUUUUGGCGCAUUUAUGAAUUUAAGCUCAAUGAAAUGACUCCAGCAGUUUACACCCUUCAAGUUCAUCUUCCAGACUAA